AUGAGGCAGUAUGACAGUUUAAGCGUCAGGAGGGCGAAGAAAAGCGAGAGCAACGCUAGUUAUAACAAGAAAGUAACCUCGCUGAGCAGAUUUUCAAGUCGAGAAAAUAAAGCAAAAGGUUUAAAAAUAGACAAAUGGAACGAUGAAGAUAAGCUGCAACUGUGUGAAAAACGGAUUCUGCACAAGGCAGUUAGUGACAAGAAAAAGAUACCGACUCUUUUGAGAAGGGUCCACACGAAGCCACAUGCUAGUGCGGGAAGACCUACCACACUACCCAGGAAUGAAGAACGGUGUGUCAGCAUGAACAGGGGCAGCCCCAAGGGGUGUAACGUGUAUAGAGCUCAAACAAUGACAAAAAGUAUGGGUCGUAGCAGCAACGUGAAACGAAUCGAAAUUCCGGCAACCGCGGGGGUUAUCACCAAAGUAAGCCAGAAAAAAAAAGGCACGUUGAAAAAAAGUACAAAAUGUGAAGUACAAGAGGAUGCAAAGAACAGCAGAAAGCAGCAAGCGCAAAUGGGGAGUGAAAAUCCCAGGCAGACUUACCAUACGGAGAUACUUAACAAAACUCAGUGCAGUCAAAAAUACUCGCCCGAUGUGUUAACCACAAAUAUAAGAAGCGCAAAAGGGAUAAUUUUUCAAAAUGCGCAGAUUCCAGCUUGGGCAAGUAAAACGAAUGAACGUGACAAAAUAAAUUACACACGGGCUAACAGGGAUAACAGUAUGCCUUGCAAAUUUGCGGAGUUCCCCAAAGGGAUGGAGAAUCCCGAUGGGAAAAGCAGCUAUUCAAAAUAUUUAGAAGCAAUUUUUAGACCUCCCCAAAUGGCUAGCUUACCUUAUCGCGCAGAGGAGCACUUUGCCAAGCAUGGCUUGUCAAGCAGUAGCGAUGCAAAUGGGAGAGGGGAGCCAGGGGGGAAGCAUGAACGAAGAGGUAGCCAUGUGGAGGGGGCCUCCCCAAACAAGCUGAUCAGUCAUUUUGCAUAUCAUCAUCCGCAGGCCCACCCGCAAAAUCGCAGUUUCAUGGAAAUUUCAAAGGAGAAUCACAUAAGAAGGGAGGACAAUCACUGCGCCAAUCAGAAGGAGGACAAUCACUGUGUCAUUCGGAACGAGGACAAUCACUGCGCCAGUCGGAAGGAGGACAAAAGUGGAUAUAUUCCAAUGUGGGACAUAAAUAGCCACAAAAUUAUUAGCACAGAUUUUUUUCUUAAAGCCAAAGGUAGGCGUUCCCUCACAGAAAAAAAAAAUAACCAACACACACAAAAGGAGAUGAUCGCACAUGAGCAUCUUCCCAGUUCGACUAGCGAAAAGGAGGAUGCCAAGUUCAGCGCGUAUAAGGCCAACACAGCCGAUUUGGGCAUGAAAAAAAAAUUCCCUGGAAGGGAAAUCCCUACCAAUGCGUUAUCCCCUAAUGAGACAACCCCAUUAGAUGCAUCAAUUAAGAAAGUGCAAAAUUCUGAACACGAAAAAAAAGGCCUCAAAAAGGAUCACAUUUAUUCGAAUGCUCUAAGUAGCACAAAUUACGAUCGGGAUAACUGUGCCAACCAUCCGAAUUAUAACGAAACUAGGCUCUGCGAAAAUAGGUCUUUGACAGAUAUCAUGUUUAGGGGGAAAAUAAGAAACGAAGGGAAACUGAACACAGAUGGUGGAGGUCCUUCUAAAGUCAACUACAAAUUGGAAGAGUCAACCACAGUUGAUCACACAAACAGUGUGAACAAUGCUAAUUGUAUAGAACAGCCCAAAUGGAUGAACCUCCCAUAUAUACAGAAACAGAGCUCACGUAAUAACGGAGAUAUUAUUCAUGCUAAUAGAAGUACCAAAUUUUUGACUUCCCUCAAGAGUGAUAAUCCCCCCUUCACUUAUAACAACCUCACGCAUGACAUUUCGAAUCAUAAGUUGCCGAGAAGGAACGGCAAUAUCCACCUACGCAGUGUGACGAACACGAACGAGUAUUUUAAGAAGAGUGUCGGGGAUGUCGACAAAGGCAGUAGGGAUUAUCUCACCGGAUCGAAAUGGCAAAGUGGUUACAUGUGGACAAAUGCUAGUAGUCGGCAGGGAGGGGAUGGAACAAAAGAUCACCACUUUGCCCGGGGUGACAAAAUUAGGGGCAACAUCACCGCCGAAUUGGUCAGUCAUGGGGUUGGACCCUCCAUGUUGGCAACGCAUAGAGAUUUACUUGCCAAUUCGGCAUGUCCGCCCAGUGAAUCGCCCUGUUUGAGUGGCAACAGUGCUGGAUUUCCCAAUUUGAGUAGGCCCAAUUUGAGUAGGCCCAAUUUGAGUAGACCCAAUUUGAGUAGACCCAAUUUGGCGAGUCCCUCCUUCGCCCAUCUCCAUCCCAGUCAACGGAACCAACCCGAAUAUGCAAGUAGAAUCCCUCACCUCUUCGAUCCUUCCAAAAUGACGUUAAAAGAAAACCAUCCCAUUUGCACUACGAAGAUGACUAAAGCAACACCAAAUGGACCCCCUCAAAUUAAUCGCGCUGAUGAAGUUAGUCAACACACCUACAAUGUGUUAAGUGGGCCCAUAAAUACGAUCCCAAAUAAUUUGCAGGCCUUUAAAAAAAUAUACAUAGAUCACAGUAUGAGCGAAAUAAAACACGUGAACGUGAACGUGAACGUGAACGGGUAUGUUUUAAGGGAGAGGGACCCUAAUGUGGACUCCGGCGUGUCAGUGUCAACAUGCAUCUCGCAGGGUAGUGCCAGCACAAUGGAAAAAAUGGGCACAGAGAGACUCCUAAAAUGUGACCAGCAACCCCCGAGUGUAAAAAAUGAAAAAAAUUUAAGCGAAAUGACAGUGGGUGAGAGUGUGCCCCCAAUGAAGGGCUAUUUUCCGAAACGGGUCUUAGCGGAUGUGGGGGGGAAAAGUCGCGAAUUGAGCGGACAUCUCUACAUGGAAGGGCUUCCUACCAAACCCACCCUCGUGGAUGACCCCUCCGUGGAGGGUAAUAACAUCAACCCAAACGGGGCCAUGUUUCACAUUCGCACCUACACAAGUGGCGAUGUAAAGAGAGACGUGUGUAAAAAAAGCGAAGUUUGUAAAAAUAGCGAAGUUUGCAAUAGUAACCUCUUCACUCCUGAAUCCAAUCACGAUUCUGAGGAUAAAACCAAACGGAUAGACAUGGUAGUUCAUCCUAAUGGUACUCUUAACAAUUUUGCAAUGAAAAACAAACAGGGACAAAACAGUCAUGGCGAAAAUGUGAAUAUCGUUAAGCAGGCACCACGACAGGGACAGCUAACAAGCGACCCAUUCUAUAAAAUCCCACCUCGAAACAAAUUCAUCAGUGCGAGUGUGUAUAAGAGCGCAUUGGGCAAUAAAGCUAGUUUGUCCUUCUCGAGUAUAGGAAAAGAAGGUGCAGUAGCUGGCGGUGGUUUUGAGAGCAAGGAGGAAAAGGGGCCCCUUCCAAAUGGAUUUCCUCCUAGCAGUACAGUUAAAGCGGCCCCAGAAAAAUAUUUAACCAACGCGCGUACCCUUCUAAGUAGCAAACGAGUCGAUGAUGGUACCCUCCCCUUGCUGAGUAACGGCACUGAUAGGCGCGUCAUGCAAAAUCCCCCCCCUGGGAAGACGCAAAACAGGGUAAGGGAAUAUCUACAGGAAGGAGCAAUUCCCCCGUACGAGGCGGGAACAACGUUAACCGAUUUGAAUGCGACAAAGGAGAUCCUCAACAGAAAUGGAUUACCCGUUUGCAAAUCGAUUAGCAACAGUGACAUAUACAACUACUUAAGGAACAAGGACCCAAAAACUCUGACGCAUUUUCACCGCACAGUAUCCAACAGGAAUCAGAGAUUGAAAAAGGAGAAGUCCCUCACGGUUGUGUCGCAGAAGGGGGGCACCAAUGCGCUUACCAGUUCGUGUGCAAAGGCGAAAGUGUUGGAUGGCGCCAAAUUUUGGGAAGGCGCCAAAACGUGGGAAGGCGCCAAAAUGUGGGAAGGCGCCAAAAUGUGGGAAGGCGCCAAAAUGUGGGAAGACGCGAAAACGAGGGAACAGCUCCUAGACGCCGCGUUCGAAGCAGACUCAAAGCACACCGUAAAAAAGGCAGUCGUGAUUGGCUGCAACUACAUGAGGGAGGCAGAAGGGGAGAGGCUCUACGGGGCAGUUAACGACGCAUACAUUUUCAGUAGAGUCUUAGUUAAGUACUUCGAUUUUAAACCCGAAAAUGUUCUAUUGCUUACGGAUAGUCUACCUUCGAAUGCGUACAUAUAUGAAGAUUUUGACAUAAAUAAAAAAAAGUACAUAAGGCAGGGAGGUAGCCAAAACACAACAAAAGAGGAAGAAAGGACAAAGAAAACAAAUUUAUUUCAUUUAUUCAAUACGAGCAGUAUAGGUAGUCAUGAAAAACAUGGUGCAGAAAUAGAUAGAUGCAAUUCGUGUAAAAAUUUCGCUAUUAAAAAUGUGGAUUUUUCAUCCGAAGGUAUCAGCUUCCAUUUGUGGCCAACAAGGAUAAACAUUUUAAAGGCUGUAAAUUGGCUAGUCAGAGAUUCUGUACCACUCGGUUCAUACGUUUUUUAUUUUGCGGGGAAAAGUGUGCAAGUAGAUAACAUGAGUGGAUGGGAGGGGGAAGGUUACGACGAAGCUUUUCUUUGUUCCGACCCCUUUAAUCGCAUGCUAGAACAUAACGUAUUGACAGCUAUUCAGUUGAAGGAUUUAUUGUUAAGUAUAAAUGCCAGUGCCCAAAUGACUAUCGUCCUGGAUUGCUCAGGUUGCCAAACCAUUUUAGACCCUGCUGGGACAGAAAAUUCGCUGUCUUAUAUAAAAGGCUGUAAGCAGAAGGGCAUAUGGCCGAUUACGAACCCGACCAAUAAGGUACAUAAAGCUAUCUACGAUGUUACCAUACUGAAUAAUGCCAGCAUGAAAAAAUAUUUUUGCAAAUCGAGGUACCAUCAAUUGAUAGAAGUAGAAUCCACAGCUGCUAUGAUUGACCCUUUGCUUCAGUCCAUUUCGUCGUUGCCCAUUGCACCCAAGGCAUACUGCUUCUGUGCAGCUACGUGGGAGCAAAUUUCCAUAGAGGGGUUGUUCCCCCUUAUGGAGUUCGCUCGCGUUACGCAGAUUAAGGGGGUAGAUACUUUUGUCCACACGGAGGGGAAGAAAAAAGGCUGUAAAAAAAAAGGCGGUGGAAAGGGACAAACGGAUAUAGAAGAACCCCUCCGUAAGCCAGGCGAACAUUCAGCCAAGAAGAGUGCCUACGAGAAAAAUUUCAGCUUCUCACUAAAUGUGGUAAAGAUGUUUUUUAACAGUAGUACCGCGGGAGGUAGCAGCGGUAACGAACAUGCACAGGGAGCGACUUCCCUUGAGGGGCAGCAAAAAAACGCGCGCAGGGGUGAAUGCGGUAGUGGGGCUGCAACGGAGGAGCAUGCGUGCGGUCAAGCGAGUGAGCACGGCGAGCAUGGCGACCAGCGCAAUCGUCGCAAUCACCGCAAUCACAGCAACCAUCGCAACCGCAGCGACUGUUCCGAGGAUGCCCCGUGCAGCACAGAAGGAAGCGAGGUGGCGGAAGAAAAUGACUACCUACUCGUCAGCCACGGAGUAUUCACAUACUGCCUAGUUGAAGCCAUUAUCGAAUUUAAGGAAUCACAAUUGAAAAAUAACAUUUCGGAAAGGAAAAAUCAACCCCUCCUUCCAAUGACUUUAAAAAACUUAAUAAUCCUUGUCCAAAAAAAAGUGGAAAAUGUAAAAAAUGAAAAAUUAAAAAAAUUAAAUCAAAAACCAGAAUUUACCAUUCAUCCAGGAGCUAAUGCUAACAGUAAAAAUUAUUUUAUCCAUUAUUGUAAAAAUAUACAAUUUCAAAAUUAUAAAUUUAAUUUUAUAAAUGCGGACCUGUCUCCUUUUUUAAAUGUUAACAAAGCAUGGGAAGAAAUCAACAGGAACACUCUCAAGAGUAGGAAGUCCCUGUCCGUCACGUCCACUCUGAUUAAUUCGGCAUCUUCCAAAUAUUUUUCCGAGACAAAUGGGCAGAUGAAAAGUUGCUACUCAAUGAGGUAUUAG
This is a messenger RNA of Plasmodium cynomolgi strain B, 5973 nucleotides long. RefSeq names its product peptidase. The transcript has 2 exons. Bases 1 to 5973 code for a protein of 1990 amino acids. The record is from RefSeq and is a predicted model, not a curated record. NCBI's taxonomy places the organism in Eukaryota, Apicomplexa, Aconoidasida, Haemosporida, Plasmodiidae.